CAGGCGGCCGUCAGAUUAGUCUGAAACACCGUGUCCGUGCACGUAUCUGCCGGUUUGCACGCUUCUGCAGCGGGGAUCGUUCUGCCGGGAGCCGCCGGGCCGAACCGAACCGAGUCGAACCGAACCGGAGCUGAAAUGCGGACGUAGCCGAUCGACCAAAGGCGGAGCCGAGCCGGGCCGAGGAGCGCUGGGACGCCAUCGAGCUGCCUGCCUGACCGGGUCCUUCAUCCGGACGGGAGCAUAGAUGUUGCAGGCAGAGCGGGUCACCGACUCGGUUGACGACGCUGGAGACGAUGCGCAAGGACGUGCGGAUCCUGCUGGUGGGGGAGCCCAAGGUUGGGAAGACGUCUCUCAUCAUGUCGCUGGUCAGCGAGGAAUUCCCCAAUGUGGUUCCCUACCGAGCUGAGGAGAUCACCAUCCCUGCAGACGUCACGCCGGAGAGAGUUCCCACACACAUCGUCGACUAUUCCGAGGCCGAGCAGACGGACGAACAGUUGUUUCAGGAGAUUUCCAAGGCCAAUGUGAUUUGCAUUGUUUACUCUGUCAACAACAAGAAGUCCAUUGAAAAGGUGACCAGUCACUGGAUCCCCCUCAUAACUGAGAACACGGACAAGGACAGCAGGGUUCCUCUCAUCCUGGUGGGAAACAAGUCUGACCUGGUGGAGCACAGCAGCAUGGAGACCAUCCUGCCCAUCAUGAACCAGUACAGCGAGAUCGAGACGUGUGUUGAGUGUUCAGCAAAGAACUUAAAGAACAUCUCCGAACUGUUCUACUAUGCACAGAAGGCCGUCCUCCACCCCACGGGCCCGCUCUACUGCCCGGAGAAAAAAGAUAUGAAGUCUCACUGUGUGAACGCUCUGACUCGAAUCUUUAAAGUGUCAGAUUUGGACAAUGACGGAAUCCUGAAUGACAACGAACUCAACUUCUUCCAGCGGACGUGCUUCAACACGCCGCUGGAGCCUCAGGCGCUGGAGGACGUCAAAAACGUGGUGAGGAAGAACCUGAUCGAUGGAGUGUCCAACAACGGCCUCACUUUGAAAGGCUUCCUCUUCCUGCACACGCUGUUCAUUCAGCGCGGGCGUCACGAGACCACCUGGACAGUGCUGAGGAGGUUUGGGUACGACGACGAUCUGGAACUAAAUCAGGACUAUUUAUUCCCCCCGUUGAAAAUCCCUCCUGACUGCACGACUGAGCUCAACCACAACGCCUACCUCUUCCUGCAGAGCGUCUUUGACAAACAUGACAAGGACCGUGACUGUGCCUUGUCGCCAGAGGAGCUGAAGGACCUGUUUGAUGUGUUUCCAUACAUGCCCUGGGGUCCAGAUGUCAAUAACACGGUUUGCACUAACGACCAGGGCUGGAUCACGUACCAGGGCUAUCUCUCACAGUGGACAUUAACAACUUAUCUGGACGUGCAGCGAUGUCUGGAGUAUUUAGGCUACCUUGGUUACUCGAUAAUAGCAGAGCAGGAGUCUCAAGCAGCGGGAAUUACAGUAACCAGAGAUAAGAAGAUUGACCUGCAGAAGAAGCAGACCCAGCGGGGUGUCUUUCGAUGUAAUGUAUUUGGAGACAUUGGCAGCGGCAAGAGCGGCUUCCUGCAAGCCUUUCUGGGUAAAAACCUCACGCACCAAAAGACAAUUAACGAGGAGCACAGAUCGUACUACGCCAUCAGUACUACCUAUGUGUACGGCCAGGAGAAAUACCUUCUCCUUCAUGAGGUUUUCCCCGACUACGACUACCUGUCGGACGCUGAUCUGGCCUGCGACAUCGUCUGCCUGGUUUACGACGUGAGCAACCCGUACUCCUUUGAAUACUGCGCCAAAGUCUUCAAGCAAUACUUCAUGGACAGCAAGGUCCCGUGCAUGAUGAUCGCCGCCAAGUCGGACCUGCCCGAGGUCAAGCAGUCGUACGGCUGCAGCCCUCUGGAGUUCUGCAGGAGGCACAAGAUGCCGCCGCCGCAGUCCUUCACCUGCAACACGGCGGCGGCGCCCAGCCGAGACAUCUACACCAAACUCACCACCAUGGCCAUGUACCCCCACGCCCGGCUGCGCUGCAUGUGCACCUGUAACCGCUGCACCUUCUGCUUGUGUCAGAAUUUCCUCAACUCUGAGCUGCUGCAGACGGUCAGGGCCAAACUCUACGCCGUGGUGCUCAGAAGACAUGUGAGCCAAGCAGACCUGAAGAGCUCGACCUUCUGGCUGAGGGCGAGCGUCGGCGCCACGGUGUUCGUCGUGCUGGGCUUCGCCAUGUACAGAGCGCUCCUGAAAACCCGGUGAUCCUCGUUCAGCCGGGUUCAGCCCAGCAGAGCCAUCCCAUCCGUCUGAACCUCACUUUUCCCCGUUAGCAUUCGGCACAUGACAUUUUUGGGAGAGUUAUUUUCAUUGUUUUGCAGUUUAAUGGUGUUAAAAAAGUGCUUUUUUUUCCCAGGGGCAAAAUUACACAAGCUUGUCUGUUUUUCACUUCACUUUGUUUCUCUUCUUCAGGCAGAAGAGAAAAAUAUUUAUUUUGUACCAAAUUACUGAUUUGCUCUAUGUUUCAUCUGCUAGUGUUUGCAAAGUAAAGAUACUAUAUUUAUAUUUCUAUUUAUAUAAAAGAUCCAAGGUGAGCUGCUGGCGAGUUGUAGUGAGUUUCAUGUGUAGCUGCUUUCAGACUGAUGCGAAGAACUCCGUGGUGAAAGUGUUAAAGAGUGUGUUGUGUGUCAUGUAUGCAACUGAAUCGACUCUGUUAAAUAUGUAAAUAACUGUAUAUUCAUUUUGUUCUUGAUUCGAUAUACGACGCAGGUAUUUUAGGUUGACAGUCGACACUCAAAGCUGCACAAAUAUUCACUUUCUGAGAAAACCGGUUUGACUUCAUGGCCAAAUACUAAUAUUUGUUUGUAGUUUUGACAGUAUUGACGUUGCUCUCUGGGUUUGUUGAUGCAGACGUGAAUCUGAGGCUGUGCUCCUCUCCCUGUCUUCCCGUGUUUUACACUUUACUCUUCAUGUCCAGGUUGGAGUGUGUGCUAGAAUAUAAACCGACACUAGAUCUUACGUUUGCAUGCUUCUGUUUGGAGAAAAAAAAAAAGGAUUCUCUUUGCCAUGCUGCAUGGUAGGUUCCAUUAGAACUGAAGAAUUUAGGUAUUAUUUCACUUCAUUUGCUGAACACAGGGGCGUUGAACGGUUGCCUCAUUUGUGAUUUGUUUUCUGCUCCGACAGUCAGAAAAAGAUGUGAAGACGCCACGACGGUCGUUAACUUUCAA
Messenger RNA from Salarias fasciatus (jewelled blenny), 3238 nucleotides. RefSeq names its product ras homolog family member T1 (gene rhot1b). Bases 294 to 2276 code for a protein of 660 amino acids. Gene Ontology annotation, biological process: mitochondrion organization. The transcript is spliced from 20 exons. Gene Ontology annotation, cellular component: mitochondrial outer membrane. NCBI's taxonomy places the organism in Eukaryota, Metazoa, Chordata, Actinopteri, Blenniiformes, Blenniidae. Gene Ontology annotation, molecular function: calcium ion binding; GTPase activity; GTP binding. The record is from RefSeq and is a predicted model, not a curated record.